AUGACGACAAAACGACAAGGUUUCCUCCAACGACGCGAGGCUGGCCUCCAGAUAGAACUUGCCGCUACAGAGAGGCGUUCAUCCGAGCAAGUCAUGCGUUACGAGAUGAUAGAAGGCUAUCUUUCUGCGCUCAGCGAGCUGAAGAUCGAGGAGAUGACGAAUGACGAUAUGAAGAAGUAUAGAGCUCUGAUGAUGAGAGAGGAGGGGAGGAAGGGUAACAAUAAAGGGAUAUCUCCGUUCAUCCCUGGACAAGAUGCUGUCUUGUCAUACGCCAAGAGGAUAAUGGGACUGCAUAAAAAGAAAGCAAUGCGUACCCAGGGCUUAAUUAAAGGAGGUCCAUACGACCAAGCCGCUCAGUCCUAUGCGCAGAUAUCAUGUCUAUACCUCGCUACAAAGAUGCAAGCCCACUUACCACGCGAAGUGCGUGAUUUAAUAUACGCCUACGUCUGGGACGACGAGUACCUCGAUCUAGCAACCGGCUACAUGGUUCCCGAUGCAGAGAAGAGUUAUUUCAUCUGGACAAAACCUCAUCUAACAUGGCGUCGUGACAAGCCGCCCCAUGUCAUCAAUCCCGCAUACGUUGACCCGGCUACGGCAGUAGAAGCCCUGGCAGCGUACUACCCGGCCUCCGCCCACCGCAAGACCGCCUUCGUGAUUAGAUGCACGCAAAGCUUGCAGCUGGACACGCUGGACGCGCUACUCAACGACGAUGUAUUCAAACUCGAUUUACGACCUGCAGACCAUCUUCGGGCCCUGGAUCUACAUCUUACACAAGAGCAACGCAUAAGAUAUAAACCAGCGACUAUCGAUCCAGAUGGAUUGAGUAAGCAAUUCACGCACAUUCUUGACGCUAUAUCCCACAAGAAAGAUUUCAAACUGCGUAUCACGUUCAUGCAGUUCGAGAUCCGCCUCAAGCAAUGGGAACAGCUUUUCCCCGUUCUCGUCCCUAUUUACCAUGCUUUUCGGGCUGAAGGGGCGGAUGUCAGUGUAUCCUUCAGCAUCACCACACACUAUUAUUAA
Molecule: messenger RNA, 1020 nt
Organism: Alternaria ventricosa
Lineage: Eukaryota; Fungi; Ascomycota; Dothideomycetes; Pleosporales; Pleosporaceae
Exons: 3
Coding region: 1-1020 (339 amino acids)
Source: RefSeq, a predicted model, not a curated record